AUGGCAGCCGUGUCUCGGGCGGCGAGGGGCCGAGCCAAUGCCGUCGAAGCGCUGCGCACCCUGCCCCCUUCUCAUUGGUUCCCUCGCCUGCCGGCCCCAUCCGAAGGAGCGUUUAAAAAAUUGAAAACAGAACCUUUGACAUCUGUAGGUAGUAUAAGUGGAAGCCAUUCUGGACACACGCCUACUACGGCUACGUGUCCGACUCCAGCAAGACGAAGACACCGUACGACUUUUACCCAGGAACAACUGGCCGAGCUUGAAGCUGCUUUUGCCAAGUCUCAUUACCCCGAUAUCUAUUGCAGGGAGGAAUUAGCAAGAAGUACAAAACUCAAUGAAGCUAGAAUACAGGUAUGGUUUCAAAACCGAAGGGCCAAGUACAGAAAACAGGAAAAGCAAUUGCAAAAGGCUUUGGCCCCGCCCUCCAUGCUUCCCGGAUGUAACGGGGCCGCCAUGAUGAGAAACAUCUACCCUUCAGCAUCUAGAACGUACCAAGCUUAUCCGCAUCCGAAUAGCAUGAACAGAUACCAUCCGCAGUUACGAAAUCCCGUUUCAACAAAAGUCGCGUCUCUAUUAAAAUUAGUAUUGCCAGUACUGGUACUAAACAUUCGACAAGAAAAGCAGAAUACCGCAUCUAGUUUAACACUAUAUUCUAGUCAUGGAUAUGUAUUAUAG
Messenger RNA from Diuraphis noxia (Russian wheat aphid), 672 nucleotides. RefSeq lists its product as uncharacterized. The record is from RefSeq and is a predicted model, not a curated record. Gene Ontology annotation, molecular function: DNA-binding transcription factor activity, RNA polymerase II-specific; RNA polymerase II transcription regulatory region sequence-specific DNA binding. NCBI's taxonomy places the organism in Eukaryota, Metazoa, Arthropoda, Insecta, Hemiptera, Aphididae. Gene Ontology annotation, biological process: regulation of transcription by RNA polymerase II.